Messenger RNA from Meloidogyne enterolobii, 321 nucleotides. The record is from the annotation of a GenBank genome assembly. Lineage: Eukaryota; Metazoa; Nematoda; Chromadorea; Rhabditida; Meloidogynidae.
AUGAGCCAAAUUAUUCCUGAAUUUAAUCCUACCAUUCCUCCUCCUACUCUUCCUUUGAAGACACUGAUGGAACAACCAUCAUCACCUCCAGCUCUUCCUCUGAAAACAGUGACGGAACAACCAUCACCACCUCAGAAUGUUCCUUUAAAGGCAGUUAUAGAACAACCAUCCCAACCUACGGCUCUUCCUUUGAAUACAGAGAAAAUGGUACAACCACCAACAGCUUUUCCUGAAAAGCUUCUUUGGAAACUUGUAAAAGGGAAAACUGUUCUGCAAUAUCACCUUUGCUAUGUCAAAGGACAAAAUAGUGCGCAAUGGUGA